AUGCCACCAAAACGAGUGACCCGGCGGAGGGCCGCUCAGAGAAAUGCCGAGGAAAAGCCGACGCGCGAGCAGCAGCACAGCGAGGAGGACGAGGAGCCACAGAACGGAGAUGAGACCAACGGGGAUGACAGCAACGCACCUGAGCCAGGCGACAAGCGAAAAGCAGAGGAUAUUGAAGGUGAUGCGGAUGAUCAAGAGGCAGCUUCUGAAGGCGCUGAAGAUGCCGAGCCCGAAGCCAAGAAACCGAAAACAGAACCAGCACCCAGCAACAAGAACGGCAACUCUGCAUCGUCCAGUCAGCCACGCGCGUUGAAGUGGCUGCUGUCCCAAGAAGCAUUCGACCUCGCCUUUCCAGCUUUUCCCGAAGGUCACGGUGAGAUCGACUGGGACGACGAGAAACGUCGAAAAGAGCCACCUGCGGAGGAUGCCGGCCAUCAAGCAACCAAAGACCAGAAGCUCCUGACAUACCCUGACUCAUCCCUCACGCCAUUCCAGAAUCUCGUCUGCGCACUCAUCCUCAGCAAACCGCUUUCCCACAGAUUGGGCACGCGAACAAUCAACACAUUGCUGAACCCACCAUUUGGAUUGAGAACAGUCGACGAUUUGGACGAAGCAGGCUUCGAGGGCAGGAGAAAGGUGAUGUGGGAAGCACGUACGCAGCACAAGGAGAAGACGGCGACGCAACUAGGAGAUCUUGUUGAAGGUGUCAGAGCGAUCUGCGGAGAUGACGACCUCGAGAAUCUGGAAGGGUUGCGCAAGCAAUUGAAGGGUCUGGAUGUCAAGGCCGCACAGGACAAAGUGCAGGAGGUCCUGACAGACGGGAUCAAAGGAGUGGGUCCGACGGGAGUGGGCAUCUUCUUGAGGCGGGUGCAAGGCCAGUGGGAGGAAGUGUUUCCCUAUGUUGAUGAUAGAGCGCUGGCUGCGGCGAGGGAAUUUGGACUCGUGGACGGAAAUGGGAAGUUGGGCUCGGCUCGUGAUCUGGCCAAGUUGCUGAACGAUGAUCAGGCAGAGUUUGUGAAGCUGCUGGAUGUGCUCAUUGGCAUACAGCUUGAGAAGAAGAUGGACGAGGCGUUGAAAACUGCUGGUGUGAAGACUUAA
Messenger RNA from Cyphellophora attinorum, 1098 nucleotides. RefSeq lists its product as uncharacterized. The record is from RefSeq and is a predicted model, not a curated record. The transcript has a single exon. Bases 1 to 1098 code for a protein of 365 amino acids. NCBI's taxonomy places the organism in Eukaryota, Fungi, Ascomycota, Eurotiomycetes, Chaetothyriales, Cyphellophoraceae.